UAGCUUGCCGCCGCCACCGCCGAGCUAGCGUCCGGACCGGAGCCGCCGAGGAGCGAGGAGCGCAGCGUCCUGCCGUCCCGACCCCGAUCCCGAUCCCGACCCCGGCCGGGACCCGCGCCGCAGCCGGCACCGCCGACGCUCGCUUUCGCAUGUUGCUCUGGAGAUACCGGCCGGCCGGAGGAGCGGGAGCAUCUUUUGCCGUCGCUGUGGUUCAGCCCCUGAGCCAAAUGCAUCUUGACAUUAGGAAAGGAAUACAUUUGCUCAGCCCUUGUAACCCCGCUGCGGCUAUCCCCAGGUGUCUUUUCGACGACCCCGCGCCGGUGCUGGAGGCUGCCCGGAGCUUGGAGGACCGGCUGCAGCAGCUCCAGCGCCUCGAGCCCCCCAACCCGCCCCCCAAGGACCUCGGCCGCCAGUGGAAGAAGCACCCGGAGCCCGGCGGCACCCAAGCGCGGCGCGAGGCAGCGUCUCCGGCCGGGCUCACCGCGGCGGACGAGAGCGGGCUCGCCGGCGCCGACGGCUCAGCGCUUUUCGCAGAAACCUCGCUGCAGAGAAAUGAGGCAGAAAAGCAAAAGGGGCUGCAGGACGCGCAGGUCACUCUGGCCGCUCGCCUGGGCGAAGCCGAGGAGAAGAUCAAGGUGCUGCACUCAGCGCUGAAGGCGACCCAGACGGAGCUGCUCGAGCUGCGGUGCAAAUAUGACGAGGAAGCCGCCUCCAAGGCCGACGAGGUGGCGAUGAUCAUGACGAACCUGGAGAAAGCCAACCAGCGAGCGGAGGCGGCUCAGCGGGAGGUGGAGAGCCUGCGGGAGCAGCUGGCCUCCGUGAACAGCUCCCUGCGCCUGGCCUGCUGCUCGCCGCAGGGGGCCGGCGGGGACAAAGUGCACUAUUCCCUGUGCUCAGGGCCGAGGCUGGAGGCGGCGCUGGCCGCCAAGGACCGGGAGAUCCUGCGGCUGCUCAAGGACGUGCAGCACCUCCAGGGCUCGCUGCAGGAGCUGGAGGAGUCCUCGGCCAGCCACAUCGCCGAGCUGGAGGGGCAGCUGGCCGCCAAGAACGAGGCCAUCGAGAAGCUGGAGGAGAAGCUGCAGGCCCAGGCCGACUACGAGGAGAUCAAGACAGAGCUGAGCAUCCUGAAAGCGAUGAAGGUGGCGUCCGCCAGCUGCAGCCUGCCGCAGGCAAGUGCCCGGCCCCGCGCCCGCCGCCGCCGCCGCCCUGCCCGCUCGCCCCCCAACCCUCUCCCGCCUCCGUCUCUCUCUUCCCAGAGCGUCUCGAAGCCGGAGGAGGCUCUGCUGCUGGGCAAGGAGGCCUUCUACCCCUCCCAGAAGUACCUGCUGGAGAAGCCGAGCCUGCUCGCCAGCGCUGAGGAGGAUCCCUCCGAGGACGAGGCGGUGAGGGAGUCCCUGGGCCUGGAGCAGCCGUUCCCGUCCCCGCAGCGGCUCGCGCACGCCCCGGCCGACGAGCCCGCCUCGCCGGCGCCCGGCCCGCCGCCCCACGGCCCCGGCCCGGCCCCCGAGGGCCAGCGGACGUUCUCGCUGUCCCCCUUCGCCGGCGCGGCGCCCGGCGAGAGGCUCCCGGCGGACGCGCCGCUCCCCAGGCCCGUGGCGCCGGCCGGCUACAAGAGCGAGGGUGCCGCGGGGCCGCCCUUCGCCUCCGCCUACUUCGCCGGCAAGGGCAGCGGCGGCGGCACCGCGGCGGCCAGCGACGCCGGCGAGCCGUGCGAGGGCGGCGCCGCCGACGAGGAGCAGCUCGACACGGCCGAAAUCGCCUUCCAGGUGAAGGAGCAGCUGCUGAAGCACAACAUCGGGCAGCGGGUCUUCGGCCACUACGUGCUGGGGCUGUCGCAGGGCUCCGUCAGCGAGAUCCUGGCCCGGCCCAAGCCCUGGCGCAAGCUGACGGUGAAGGGCAAGGAGCCGUUCAUCAAGAUGAAGCAGUUCCUGGCCGACGAGCAGAACGUGCUGGCGCUGAGGACGAUCCAGGUGCGACAGAGAGGUAGCAUCACGCCACGGAUCAGGACGCCAGAAACCGGCUCCGACGAUGCCAUCAAAAACAUCCUGGAGCAGGCGAAGAAGGAGAUCGAGUCGCAGAAGGGAGGCGAGCCCAAAACCGCCUCGGCCCCGCAGGCGGUCGCCAACGGCUCCGGCUCCGGCUCCGGCGGCUCGGAGGACGCCAUCAAGAGCAUCCUGGAGCAGGCGCGGCGGGAGAUGCAGGCGCAGCAGCAGGCGCUGCUGGAGAUGGAGGCGGGGGCCGGGGGGGCCGGGGGCACGCCGCCCGCCGAGCGCGCCACGCUGGCCGCCGUCAGCCAGAACAUCGUGCAGGCCUACAUCAAGCAGGAGGAGGGCGGCGGGGCCGGGGCGGGGGCCGGGGCUGGGGCCGGGACCGGGGCGGCUCCCCUCGCCGUGCUCUCGCCCGCCGCCUUCGUCCAGAGCAUCAUCCGCAAGGUCAAGUCGGAGAUCGGCGACGCCGGCUCCUACUUCGACCAGCACUGGGCGGCCGAGCGGAGCCUGCUCAGCCGGCCCUACGCCUCCGUGUCGCCCUCGCCCUCCUCCUCCUCCUCGAGCUACUCCAGCGUGGCCAACGGCCGGGCCUGGCCCCGCGGCGACGCCGGCGAGGGCGGCGCCAACGACGAGGAGCCGCCGGCGGCGGACGAGGAGCCGCACAGGGCGACGGAGGUGAAGUCGGAGGGCGCCGAGCCGCCGGCCGCCGGCCGCCUCUCCUACUACCCGGCCUACGUGCCGCGGACGCUGAAGCCCACGGUGCCGCCGCUGACGCCGGAGCAGUACGAGCUGUACAUGUACAGGGAGGUGGACACGCUGGAGCUGACGCGGCAGGUCAAGGAGAAGCUGGCCAAGAACGGCAUCUGCCAGCGGAUCUUCGGGGAGAAGGUGCUGGGCCUGUCGCAGGGCAGCGUGAGCGACAUGCUGUCGCGGCCCAAGCCGUGGAGCAAGCUGACGCAGAAGGGCCGGGAGCCCUUCAUCCGCAUGCAGCUGUGGCUGACGGACCAGCUGGGCCAGGGCAUCAGCCAGCAGCCCACCCCCUCGCAGGCCAGCCCCGCGGAGGCCCGGUCGUCCCCCUCGCCGCCACCCAGCCCCUCGGAGCAGGACAAGGGCUCCCAGGAGCCGCUCGCCCUCGCCCUGGAGAGCAGCAAGGAGAACCAGCAGCCCGAGAGCCGCUCGGCCUCCGCGCUGAGCGGGAAGACCUGCCCCAACAGCCAGGGGCCCGUGGGCAUCCAGGAGAUCGUCGCCAUGUCCCCCGAGCUGGACACCUACUCCAUCACCAAGAAGGUCAAGGAGGUGUUGACGGACAACAACCUAGGCCAGCGGCUGUUCGGGGAGAGCAUCCUGGGCCUGACGCAGGGCUCGGUGUCCGAUCUCCUCUCCAGGCCCAAACCGUGGCACAAGCUGAGCCUGAAGGGGAGGGAGCCCUUCGUCCGCAUGCAGCUCUGGCUCAACGACCCCCACAACGUCGAGAAGCUCCGCGACAUGAAGAAGCUGGAGAAGAAAGCCUACCUGAAGCGUCGCUACGGGCUGAUCGGCGCCGGCUCGGACAGCGAGUCGCCCGGCGCCCGCUCCGAGUGCGCCAGCCCCAGCCUCCAGCCGCAGGAGCUCAGCCUGCUGCAGAUCAAGAAGCCCCGGGUGGUCUUGGCGCCGGAGGAGAAGGAAGCCUUGAAGAAGGCCUACCAGCUGGAGCCCUACCCCUCGCAGCAGACCAUCGAGCUGCUCUCCUUCCAGCUCAACCUCAAGACCAACACGGUCAUCAACUGGUUCCACAACUACAGGUCGCGGAUGCGCCGGGAGAUGCUGGUGGAGGGCGCCCAGGACAACGACACGGACCCGGAGGCGAGCGGCGGGGCCGGCCCCGCACCCUCCGGCGCCCGGCCGCCGAGCCCCGGCUCCGAGGGCGAGGAGCCGAAGCCGGCGCCGGCGGAGGACGAGCCCCCGCCGCAGGUGAAGGAGGAGCGAGCCGAGGCCGGCGAGCGGGGUGGCUGCCGCGGCCGCCGGGACUCGUGCAGCCCGGCCGGUGAGCCGGAGCCGGCCGCAGCUCGGGACGCGGCCCCCGGCGCCGGCGGCCUCCCCGCCAGCUUCAAAUCCGCCUCGGAGUCGUCCCGCUGCAGCCUCGAGCUCUCCCUCAACUCGCCCUCGGCGGCCUCCUCGCCCGGCCUCGCCGCCUCCGGCUCGCCCCUGCCCUGCUCCGCCGGGCCCCUCUCGCCGGCGCUGCCCCCGGCCCCCGGCCCCCGGCUCAGCACCAGCGUCCAGCGGCGGCACGAGAAGAUGGCCAACCUCAACAACAUCAUCCACCGCCUGGAGCGGGCCGCCAACCGCGACGAGGCCCUCGAGUGGGAGUUCUGAGCCCCCGCCGGAGCCUAUAUCUAUAUAUAUACAUCACACACACACAUAUAUAUAUAUUUUGUUAAAUUCACCGCGUACGGAGAGGCGAACGGCGACCCGACCUGUCUGACGGAGGAGGAGGAGGAGGAGGAGGAGGAAGGGGAGCGCAGCCCGCGCCCGGUGGAAGGGGCCGAGAGACCCCGCUACGAACCGCCCCCGAGCUUUGUUUUAAAUGUGAAAAACUGGGAACGAUUUUAGAAAAAAAAAAAAAAAAAGAAUAUUUAUAGACCUCUUUUAGAUAUUUUAAUAAAAGGAUACUUUGGAAUUUAUUAACAGCUUAAGCUGCUUUGAUAUUAAAGAUAGCUAUAAAAUCAAGAUGAUGUAGCAGUUGUGUCAUUAAAUGUACACUGAAGUCUUGUAGUUUGCCACUGGAUGAGAUUAAAAAACGAACCUAAAAAAAAAAAAAAAACCACAGGAAAGACUGAGCAAAGCCAUCGAGAAGCACUAUGAGACUGACCAAACGGAGUAAACUUUUGGCAUCGCGGUUUUCCACGUCCGUCUGUAAGACACUGCGUUACUUCUGCCCCAUCCGAGACUGUGCCGUAGUCCGUGAAGACUCUAAAUCGCAACCCGGGAUGCCAGCGAGUGUGUAUUUAGUCCUGGUGGUAUGUUUUGAAACCUUUGUAACACAGAAUGUCACGUGCCGUUGUAUAUGUCGUAGAAAUGUCUGCAAUAGCCUUCUUGAACACGAUGUAGCAUGGUGCAUACGCGCUCCCUCGCACUCCCUCUACCAGCGCCGCGGCAGCAGACCACGGCUCGCGACGGGGCGGCUCUCGGUCCGGUUAAAAAAGGAGAAAAAACGCCAACCCAACCCAAGCGAACGACGUGACCUGCGUCACCGGCGCUGGGAGAGCGCGACGGGAGAGGUCCCUGCUGCGAGACGUCCCGGGCCGCGCCGGUUUGCUGGGAGAGCCUUCCCGGCGCGAUGCCCCGGCCGGAGCCCGUCCCUCCGUAGCUUUUGCCCGGUUUGAAAGGAAGAGCGAAAGAGAAGGAGCUGCUGAGCUUUGCCCCCUCGAGCACCGGUGCUUGGGGACAAGCCCUCAAAAAACGCAACCGCCGGCUGCGCGGCUGGGCGGGAGGUGCUUCCCGCGGCCACGUCUCCUCCGCCGGAUCCGGCUUUGGAGGCUGAAGCACUUUUCUCGGUCCCUCGGCCCCUCCCGCGGCUCCCGCAUGCCGUUGGUGAACGGGGCCGUGAGUUGCGUCGCGCUGUUCCCUCCGGUUUCCAUUUCUUCAUUUUCUUGACGCAUUUUUUGCAAGCGCCGAAAGCCGGCGGGGUCCGUCCCCCCCCCGCCGCGCGCAGCCUCCGCGAGCCCCCGCACGCAGCAGCAGACCACCGCGGCCGGGCUCCCAGGCUGUGCAUUGAAGAGUUUUCCACUGUAUACGUUUUUAUCAGAAUAGAAGGUAUUUUUAUAUUUUGCUGGUAGUUAACGACCAAUUUUAAAAGCAAGCCCGCUGGGCUCUACGGAGGCGGGGGGGCUCCACCGGCCGCGGUGCUGCGGGGGCCGCGGUGCUCUCCGGGCCGGCACCAGCUUGCGCACGGCGACUCUUCUUGCUGCUCCGGGGCCCGCGGGGACUGCUGCUCUCCUCGGCCGGCUCCUUUUAGCUUUAGCGGGACGGGACCCGGUUAAGCGCUUCGGCCGGGCUCUCGCGCGCGGGGAUCCCGUUGUGCCGGAAUCCCGCGGGACGCGCGGAUGGCGUUGCGUUGGGCUCGCGCGCUGCGCUUCCCAAGUUUCUACGAGAGCGAUGAACUUUGUUAACGAAUUUUGGAAGGAACAAGUUCUGUAAAGAGCCACUAAAUACAGACGUUGGAUAAGA
Dromaius novaehollandiae (emu) is the source of this 6194-nucleotide messenger RNA. It is a transcript of the gene CUX2, whose product is annotated as cut like homeobox 2. Gene Ontology annotation, biological process: regulation of transcription by RNA polymerase II. Gene Ontology annotation, molecular function: DNA-binding transcription factor activity, RNA polymerase II-specific; RNA polymerase II transcription regulatory region sequence-specific DNA binding. Gene Ontology annotation, cellular component: nucleus. Lineage: Eukaryota; Metazoa; Chordata; Aves; Casuariiformes; Dromaiidae. Bases 150 to 4340 code for a protein of 1396 amino acids. The record is from RefSeq and is a predicted model, not a curated record. The transcript is spliced from 18 exons.